AUGGUCUGUACCGGGGUCAGUCUACCUGCCGGACACGAUGCAGUGACAGGUCGGCGGUUCUCCAGAUGGAUCCGGGUUCACUGUCUCUCCCGGUGCGCGCUGUGAUCGUGUGUCUGCUCGGGGCCGCGCGCUGCUCCUCCGCCGACAAAAGCAAUUGCAGUUGUUCAGAUAUCCCUGAACUGAAGCUGACGAAACCUCCACCCAAGACCUGUUUUCAAGAAACUUUUCGCUAUACGUGUAUAGAUGGUUACGUGAGGGAAGUGGGAAAAUCAAACCGCAUCACAUGCAAUGGGACUAACAAAAGUGCUCCGAAGUGGACUACUACGCCCUCCCCCUUCUGCAAACCCGACCCCCAGAGAACCAGAACACUUCCACCAAAGAUCCCAGUAACAAACAAAAGCAAUUGUAAUUGUUCCGGAAUCCCUGAACUGCCUCUGACGAAAUCUCCACCUGAGACCUGUUUUGAAAAAUCUUUUCGCUACAUGUGUAUAGACGGUUACGUGAGGAAAGCGGGAACAUCGGACCGCACCACAUGCAAUGGGAAUAACAACAGUGAUACGAAGUGGACUACGCCCUCGCUCCGCUGCAUACCCGACCCCGCGAGAACCACAACACUUCCACCAAAGAUCCCAGUAACAACAGCGUCUUUCACCGAUCUUCGGAUGACUCAGAGCGGAAGCUUCUCAUCUACUGGGGUUCUGCAGACAAACAGCCUCAAGCCUACGUCACUUGAUGAGCAGGUUGAUCACUCACCGGCCGACCCCGCGAGAACCACAACACUUCCACCAAAGAUCCCAGUAACAACAGCGUCUUUCACCGAUCUUCGGAUGACUCAGAGCGGAAGCUCCUCAUCUACUGGGGUUCUGCAGACAAACAGCCUCAAGCCUACGUACCUUGAUGAGCAGGUUGAUUACUCACCGGCCGACCCCGCGAGAACCACAACACUUCCACCAAAGAUCCCAGUAACAACAACAGACUCGACGACACCAACCUCGUCCAACCAGAUUCCCAAUAACAGGACGGAUAAUUCUCACCUGUCCGGCAACACUGACCACAGGCUUGGCACGACAACAACAGCCCUGAUUGUCUGCGCUUCACUGGUGAUCGUCUGCGCUUUAAUGGGAAUCAGCUACGUGUGUUAUAGAAGGAAGUCUCAAAGAAAUGACAGGCCUGCGACAGAUGAAGAAAGGAUUUCCAUGAAUCACGUUCCAGCUGAACCGGCAUCGUAGAGUUUGUAACCUGCAACCUUCCGCUGACACAGGAAGUCAAGAGUUUAAAGCUGUAAGUCAGCCUUUGUAAAACCCUGUGGUGAAUCUGCCUGAAAAGUUCAAGUUCUCAAUAAGUUUGACACUAGGUGUGAGUUUAGACUUUUUGUUGGACUUGAAUCCGAUUGGACUAUGACAAUCCAAUCACAAAGCAGCGUCAAACUGUCCUAUCAGAGAACAGGUGGUUGAGCUGCCUGAAAUGUGGCCGUGCAGCGUCCAGGAACGUAACUGACUGUGCUUUGUGAUUGGACUAUCUUUGUCCAAUCAGAUUCAGGUAUAAAAACAGAGUACAUGUAACUUAAUGUCGUACACAGUGUUUGAACUUUGGAAGACGCACACUUUCAUUUUAUUUUUGUAAUACAUAUAUAUAUUAUAUAUUGAUUUCCAACUACAAGGUUUGGCAUUUCUUUUGAACGUCACUUUACAAGCUGAAAAUCUCGUCGACCCCAGUGAGAGCUUAAACUAAAUGCACAGAAAAAUAACAAUUAAAAAGCUCAACAUCAACGUGUCGCUCUCGUAUCGACUGCUGAAGGCUCUUUGGUGCAAUGAGGUCAAUGACUGAUCAGCUGAUAAGGUCCUAACGAUAGACUGCAUAUAAAGAUUGAUGACAAAAGAGAAGCCAAAGUGCCUUGAAGCCCCCUUGGUUGCUUAUAGCUUAUAAACCAGCCUCCUCCAUGGUAGUGAAUGGGACAUGCUGGCCCGACAUAAAAACAUGAUGCGAUAAAAAACAUAGGAAACUUCCACACCACCAUCACUACUGCACAGCUUCUGGGUCUGGAUGAUGUUCUUGAUGUCCUCUGGGUUAGAGUUGGAGACGGGUUUUUUUUAUUUCAGAACUUGUAAAUAGCCCCUCAAAAUGCAUAAAUAUCAAUGAAGUGACCUCACUGUCAGAAAUGGUAGCUACAUCCCUGGUUGUGUGUGACACUGUUUGUUCAUGCAUGGUGUUGAUACAGGUCAUCACCUAUUUUACACCUGAUUUUAUAUAUAUAUAUACGGACAACUAUAUAUAAUGAAAUAUGUUCUGCUUAGUGGCAUUAACUUGUUCUGUUAAAAUGCAAACAUGGCCUUUUGACAAUUAAUUUUUUUUAUCUGACGUCUUUCCUGUCAUGUAAACAGCAUUUUUUUCUAUCUUACCUUGAUCAAGGUCACACUUGGAACAAGCAAUACUUAAAAUAAGACAUGUGGCAUAUUAGUCACAUUAUAUAGAGAUGUAUUCGUGUUAAUGGCAUUACAAGGUCCUAUGCUCUUUAAUAUUUAAAACAAUAUAAUUAUAAUAUUCAACAUCAAUGAAAUAUUGUAUUAGCAACUUGUGUAAACAUCAUAAUCAGUGUAAUAGUCAGAAUAUUGCCCUCCAUUUAAAUAUGUGUGUUGCUGCAGAAAAUAAAAUCUGAUA
This is a messenger RNA of Limanda limanda (common dab), 2658 nucleotides long. Its product is annotated as mucin-2-like. The transcript is spliced from 12 exons. The record is from RefSeq and is a predicted model, not a curated record. Gene Ontology annotation, molecular function: interleukin-15 receptor activity. Gene Ontology annotation, biological process: interleukin-15-mediated signaling pathway. Bases 66 to 1229 code for a protein of 387 amino acids. Lineage: Eukaryota; Metazoa; Chordata; Actinopteri; Pleuronectiformes; Pleuronectidae. Gene Ontology annotation, cellular component: plasma membrane.